Messenger RNA from Coregonus clupeaformis (lake whitefish), 1920 nucleotides. Its product is annotated as heterogeneous nuclear ribonucleoprotein D0. Gene Ontology annotation, cellular component: nucleoplasm. The transcript is spliced from 8 exons. The record is from RefSeq and is a predicted model, not a curated record. Lineage: Eukaryota; Metazoa; Chordata; Actinopteri; Salmoniformes; Salmonidae. Gene Ontology annotation, molecular function: RNA binding. Bases 124 to 1098 code for a protein of 324 amino acids. Gene Ontology annotation, biological process: regulation of gene expression.
CUGGGGAAAAAUUGAACGAUUUCCAAUUCGAAAGCAAUUCAGACCGACGAGACAGCAACACGAUCGCUACCACGCAACAUCGAUAGCAGCUGAUCAACUAGCUAUUUGUGCAACACCAACAACAUGUCCGAGGGCCUUGAAACCGGCGAAGAUCCAACUGUGGUGAAAAUGAAGGAGUACGGAGAGGUUAGCAGCGAGGAGCAGAUACCGACGGCUGCAGAGGGAGAUCAGGCAGGAGAAUCCGAGGGCUCAAAGAUUGAUGGCAGCAAAAACGAAGAGGAUGAGGGGAAAAUGUUUGUUGGUGGUCUGAGCUGGGACACAACAAAGAUGGAUUUGAAGGAUUACUUCUCCAAGUUUGGGGAGGUGGUAGACUGCACCCUGAAACUUGACCCCACAACAGGCCGGUCCCGGGGGUUUGGCUUUGUCCUGUUUAAAGCAGCUGACAGCGUUGAUAAGGUGGUCUUACAGAAGAACCACAAGCUGAAUGGGAAGGUGAUCGACCCUAAGAAGGCCAAGGCCAUGAAGAACAAGGAGCCCAUCAGGAAGGUCUUUGUGGGAGGUCUUUCUCCAGACACCCCCGAGGAGAAGAUCAGAGAAUACUUUGGUACCUUUGGAGAGGUGGAGUCCAUUGAGCUCCCCAUGGAAACCAAAACCAACAAGAGACGAGGCUUCUGCUUCAUCACCUUCAAAGAGGAGGAGCGAGUGAAGAUGAUCAUGGAGAAAAAGUACCACAAUAUAGGAUUAAGCAAGUGUGAGAUAAAGGUGGCCAUGUCCAAGGAGCAGUACCAGCAGCAGCACUGGGGAGGAGGAGGCAGAGGGGGAUACUCCUCCAGGCCUCGAGGCAGAGGGGGACCCAAUCAGAAUUGUUGGAACCAGGGUUAUGCCAACUACUGGAACCAAGGUUACGGAAACAACUACAGCAAUAACUACGGCAAUUAUGGCUACAACAACCAAGGCUAUGGAUACUACGGUGGCUAUGACAACUUUGGUUACAACAACUAUUACGGUGGAUAUGGUGACUACAGCACAGACCAGCAGGGUGGUUAUGGGAAGUCCCCCAGACGAGGUGGUCACCAAAACAAUUACAAGCCAUAUUGAUGUGACAGUCGUUCCACAGACAUAGACAGGCUACGGGGCGAUGGAAGAUUGGAGCAUUGGCAGGCGAGGUGACAGGUUUCAGUCACGAAUUUCCUGUAUUAUGGAUGGAUUGAGACAGGACAGUCAGUUGAUCUACGUAUAUUGAAUUUAUUUUCAGCUUUGUAUUUCGUUGUUUCUUCUUGCAAAGCUUUUAAAAGUUUCCUAUUCAUCUUGUGUUGAUUUACACUGUGUGAAACACAUAUACAGAAUUAUAUUUAAGAGUUGAUUAGUCACUUAUGGUCAGUGAUAUCCCUAUUAUAUUCUAUGUUGCUUUUUGUUAUGUCCUAAAUGACCAUUAUUGUAACCCAAAUUGAAUUAGGAUAUACUUAAUUGGCCCCGAGGGGGAAAUUUGUCUUGGAUAAAUAAAAUUGGUUUGGUCAGGGCCAGAAAACUAAUUAUUUAUAUUGCAGUCAAGAGUACAAUGAGGCCCUUAAAGAAAUCUCUAUACUUUAUCGUAGUUAUCACAAGUAAACAUUUUGUUCAUAUAUAUUUGACAUGGUUAUAUGUAUACAGGAUUCUAGAAUAUUCAGAAAUGUAUCAGAAAAAAAUAAAAAUUUUUUAUCUGGAAUUGAAUUUGAAAUAGAUUUUAAUUUUUUAUUAGGAAGUAGUGUGAAUUGUUUGGUACAUUAUGCUUUUACCCUUGGACAGUGCACUCACCGGCCAGUUUAUUAGGUACACCACCCGUUCAUGACAAUGGAUACGUGGUCGUAGCUUGCUAUAUAAAGCAGGCAGACACUCAUCGAGGCAUUCGUUUACUGUUCGAUUGAACGUUAGAAUGGGCUA